Messenger RNA from Hyaena hyaena (striped hyena), 927 nucleotides. RefSeq names its product olfactory receptor 11H12-like. The transcript has a single exon. Gene Ontology annotation, cellular component: membrane. Gene Ontology annotation, molecular function: G protein-coupled receptor activity; olfactory receptor activity. NCBI's taxonomy places the organism in Eukaryota, Metazoa, Chordata, Mammalia, Carnivora, Hyaenidae. The record is from RefSeq and is a predicted model, not a curated record. The annotation marks the transcript as partial. Gene Ontology annotation, biological process: G protein-coupled receptor signaling pathway.
AUGAAUAUCUCUGGAUCAGGAUCCUCUUCUGAGUCAGUGAGGGAAUUCAUCCUUCUGGGUUUUCCCUGCAGCAGGGACAUUCAGGUCAUCCUGUUUAUGUUCUUCUCCAUCAUCUACCUCCUGACUCUCAUGGGAAAUGGAGCCAUUAUCUGUGCUGUUUGUUGUGACCAGCAUCUCCACAACCCCAUGUACAUCCUGCUUGGGAAUUUUGCAUUCCUAGAGAUCUGGUAUGUCAAUUCCACUGUUCCAAACACACUUAUCAACUUCCUCUCAGAAACCAAGACCAUCUCUUUCACUGGAUGCUUCCUUCAAUUAUAUUUUUUCUUUUCCAUGGGCUCCACUGAGUGCUUCUUUCUCUCAGCAAUGGCCUUUGAUCGCUAUUUUGCCAUCUGUCAUCCUCUGCAUUAUGCCACAGUUAUGACUGGACAACAAUGUUUCAACCUAGCAAUUUCCUGUUGGGUAUGUGGCUUUCUCUGGUAUCUGGUACCUGUUAUUCUCAUUUCCCAACUGCCUUUUUGUGGUCCUAAUGAAAUUGACCACUUUGUAUGUGAUUCAGGCCCACUGCUGACCCUUUCUUGUGCUCCUGCCCCCAUGUCCAAGCUCAUCAGCUAUACCCUAAGCUCCUUCAUCAUCCUCCUUAGCUUCUUCUUCAUCCUCAUCUCCUAUGCCCUGGUUCUCCUUGCUGUGCUUCAGUUGCCCUCAGCAGCCAGUCGGCACAAGGCCUUUUCAACAUGUGGUUCCCAUUUGUCUGUGGUGCUGCUAUUCUAUGGGACGAUUAUGGUUAUGCAUGUGAGCCCUGGAUCCAGUCAUUCUACCCUGAUGCCAAAGAUCAUGACCUUGUUCUAUGCAAUGGUGACUCCACUCUUCAACCCUUUGAUUUAUAGUCUCAGGAAUAAGGAAAUGAAAAAUGCUCUCAGGAAAGUUCUG